Messenger RNA from Perca fluviatilis (European perch), 3142 nucleotides. RefSeq names its product calcium/calmodulin-dependent protein kinase II inhibitor 1a (gene camk2n1a). Gene Ontology annotation, molecular function: protein kinase binding; calcium-dependent protein kinase inhibitor activity. The record is from RefSeq and is a predicted model, not a curated record. Bases 368 to 607 code for a protein of 79 amino acids. Lineage: Eukaryota; Metazoa; Chordata; Actinopteri; Perciformes; Percidae. Gene Ontology annotation, biological process: negative regulation of protein kinase activity. The transcript has 2 exons.
UCUGCCUGGGUUUCCUUUAUGAUCCCGGGAUCUCCCACUUCCCUCACCAGACAUCAGCCAGCAACACAGGCGAACACAACACUCUCUGCCUCGGUCUCGCUCACACGCUGUCUCUCCCUGCAGCUGCAACACAUCCAGAGAGCACAGAGAGACCACAACAACACCCGGACCUGAGACGCUGGUGGCCCCUUGUCCACAUCGAGUAACACCCAGAAAGGAUCCCAGCAGGAGCUGCACACCAACCGCUGCAGCUUGCACACACACACAAAAAAGGGAUCUACGGCUUUAUUGCACAUAUAAAGCCACUGAGGAAGACUUGUAUCUACUUUUUAAAUCUACGCUGGUGAUCCUUCUCCGUCGUGCCACCAUGUCCGAGGUGCUGCCAUACAACGAGGGGAAAAUGAGCGGCUACGGGGCGGACAGCGAGGUCAGCCAGAUGUCCUUUAGCUGCGGACUGCAGGACUCAAGCGCCUUUUUCGCUGCGUCGCAGGCCAAAAGACCCCCAAAGCUGGGACAGAUCGGCCGAGCCAAGCGAGUGGUCAUCGAGGAUGACCGAAUCGACGAGGUCCUGAAGGGGAUGACAGACAAGUCUUCACCCGGCGUUUAAACGUGAGAGACGCCUUGCGGACUUUUUCAUUUUGAUGACCGAUUUGAAGCACUUGUCGGCUGUGCAUGUUCGAGGAUUGCAGGAGAGAAACGACGGCACGAAGCGAAGCUGGGGUGACUGACGAAAAGGCAACGAAAAAAAAAGGCAACGAAGGGGGGAAAUGGAGAAGGCUAAAGGAAGAGAAAUGUGGAAGAAAGUGAUGAAGAAAGAAGUGGAAAGAGAGAGAGAGAGAGAGAGAGAGACUCUGGAAAAGACCACGAUUUAUCAUGGGAUUGCUGGCAAUUCUCCAAACGAAUCCCGAUUGUAACUACUGUUGCGCAGCAAGAUGUUGAGAUGGCGGACACCGCUCUGUAUCUCAACCUCUGCUGACUUUAAUGAUGGAUGAACUUGUCAUUACUUCACGACCAUCUCUUGUUCCUUUCCAACAGCGCUGUAAGCAACACAAUACUGCAACUGGAGGCUGAAGCUAAAUCCCAGCCCUAUUUCAAUAAGUUGUACAGUAGGUAGGCUAAGCUCUCAGACGCCCCCCCCCCCCCAUCCUUUAGGCUUCGCUUUGUUGAUUCAGUCAGCGACGGUGCAUUCAAGGGAGCUGUCCUUUCAGCACUGGUCCAAUGCAUUCCUGUUGCUGCUAACGCUUUUUCAAAAAACAGACCAACCAAACUCUUGAGUCUGCUGAAUAGAGGAGACCCAUUGUAUGUAAAACAUAUAUAUCUACGAGGAUGGUGCAAUGUUAAUAUGUUCUGUAGUAGAAGCCCUGUUUCUUUUUGGCCCUUAAAGAGCAUUAUAGGCCACAGAUUAAACCUGAACCACAGGCGACAUUCUUCUUCUUCUUCUUCUUCCUGCAUUACCCAUCAGUGGGGUUAAAGGUGCAGCUUGGCACCUUCAUGUAGCUGAUUUACACCUGCACAUGUCUUUUUUUUUCCCCCUCUCUAUUUCUUCAAUCUUUUUUUUUUUUUUGCAUUUUCAAAUGCUCAGAUAUCUACAGAGGCCAGCACAGUUGUGGAGAUUAUAGUAAAUGUUUAAAAUAAUAGUCAUGAAAUUGAUGGGAAAAAAAAUUGUAUUUCCAUUAUUUGGUUAUUUCAAUUUUGCAAUUAUUCGUGUUUCGUCCUCUAUACGUUUUUUCUCCAUCUCUUUGCAUGAACUUUCACUGCGGUGCCAACGCAGGUGCCACUUCUCUUACCUUGGCACGCUUCUUUUUAACAAAAGUCAUAUUUGUAUUUUUAUAUCUAAAUCUUUGUUAUUUAAAUGAUAUGCUAGUCUAUCGUCUUACAAUUCAUCAACAAAAAUAUUUCUACUUCAGAGAGGAUAUACAGAAUGAGAAGAGGCUUCAUGGAGGCGAAGCUACGUAAGAUUUUGGUGGACUGGUUUCAUUCUAUAUCAGAGGUCGGGCGUUUUUUAAAGACUAACUGAAUGUGUCUGGGGUUUUUGCACACAUCAAUGUUAAACUAUUAUUAAGAAAUCGUAUACUGUGACUUGAGCUUCGUUGAUGAAUUUGUUAGAAAAUGGCAGUUUUAGAGUAUAUUGCACUGUUUACGAGUAUCCUCAAAUAACACGUUGUUAUUUGACCGAUUUUGGACAUUACAGUUUUUGUUUUUUAAUUUUGUUUAUUUUGUACCAUUAUUUUAAAGAAACUGGAUAUGGUUUGUUGUGCAUGAAACCUUAAUAUUUUCAACAAUGAAACAUCGUUUUAUGAAGCAAAAAAGCAGCAAAAAUGUCAUGACAUUCUAAGAAUGAGUCAUUGUAUAUUAUGAUGCCAUUUUCACUGUAUUUGGUGAAUUAAUAAAUGGUGAAAGAACAUGUUAAUGUGAUUCUUUGGUAUGGCUUUUGUUGCAAGAUAUUUUGUUUUAGUAACAAUUCAAUAGAAGAUGACAAACAAUUGGAACAUUAAAGUUUGUUCUCUGAAUAAAAGUCAAGGAGAAAAAACAACAUAGAGCACAUCACCUCAGCACAGUGACUGUGAUUAGCAUACCAUUUUGUUUUUUUAGACAAAACAACAGAACAUACUGUACAUGUAGCAUAGGGAAGCAACAGUCUUAAAUAUAUAUAUUUGCAGCUUUUGGACUCCGUAGCCAUGACCUCAGGGACAGUAAAUACUGAUCCUUAAUUAAAGAGCGGGUAAGGAACAGUCAUCCAUCUGUUAAGCUGUUAAACAGCUCCAUGCAGGCCUAUACUAGUCAAUGUACUGUGUUAAACCACAGCCCCCUGGGGAGCCAUGACUGGCCACAUCAUCAUCUAUCAAAGUCUACAUGUGCAGUGUUCUCAUACAGUAGCUCUCACACACAGCCUAUAGCAGGCCUGUACACUCUCGCCAUAAAAACCUAUAUCGUGCACAAAAAUCAACUGUUCUGUGGUGAAGUUUUGAACCAUUUAUCUAUGACUUUUUGUUGGCUUUUUGCUUGUUAGUUUCCACAUACUCUCAAUCACACAAUGGUAUGAAGGUGUUAAGCGAUUCAGGUCGAUGGAAAACUUCAGUCAAACUAACAUACUGUACCUGUAGGUAGAAUGUCUCUGUGACAAUAAACUUACUAAAGAUCA